This is a messenger RNA of Cotesia glomerata, 1063 nucleotides long. RefSeq lists its product as uncharacterized. Gene Ontology annotation, cellular component: membrane. Lineage: Eukaryota; Metazoa; Arthropoda; Insecta; Hymenoptera; Braconidae. The coding region runs from base 151 to 876 and encodes 241 amino acids. Gene Ontology annotation, molecular function: growth factor activity; growth factor receptor binding. The record is from RefSeq and is a predicted model, not a curated record. Gene Ontology annotation, biological process: positive regulation of protein autophosphorylation; positive regulation of cell population proliferation. The transcript is spliced from 5 exons.
UUUAGUACCGCUGAAUAACUUUGAGAGCUUAAAAAUAAUAAUUACAGUGAUAGUCAUUGCGUAUUAUAACAAUAAUCAUAACUUAAAAAUAAAUAUAAAUAUAUAGAUAUUUUAUAGUUGAAUGCAUCGUUAAUAAGAGCGCAUUAAACAAUGAAUAUAAUUUUCCUCUUGAGUUUAAUCUUAAUCGAUGACCUCGAUGUUGUAUGGGGACAAGAUUACUUUGAAAUUAUGAAUGAACAGCCGUGGCAUAACAACCGAGUAAGAUCAGCGGCCAAGAAACCGGAAACUAAUGUUACUAUUAAGAAUGAUAAACCCAGUUCGGAGAAAACUGAGAACAAACCUGGGAGAGAAGUCGAGUGCCGUGGGAUGACUAAAACAUUAAGCAAAAUGGGGAAAGAAGUAAUCUGCAAGCCGCGGAAGACGCUGGUUAAAUUGACUCCAGACCCUGGAUACAUUUAUAUUCCCGACGUGAUCUUAAUAGAUCGGUGCGACGGACGAUGCGGUCAUGAGAGUCAGUCCUGCAUGGCUAUAGAGACAGUUAGUACCCGAGUGCUGGUACAGAGAAUGCAAAUUGGGUCUUUACACUCUCCUUGCUGGGAACUCGAUGUUGAUAAACACACAAGAUGCAAAUGCGAUUGCGAACUUAUGGCGACUGAUUGCAAUUCCCGGCAGAAGUACGACCCAGACGAGUGUCUGUGCCGGUGCACUAAUAUGGACGAGAUGUACGAUUGUUCGCUUAAAGAAGAUAUGUACUGGAAUCAUGAAACUUGUCGUUGUUCUUGUUUGAUUGAAGAAGAAAUUUGUACUGCUGGACUUAUGUGGAUUCCUUCACUUUGCAGAUGCGGCAAAGUACUUACAGACGACAAAAUUCCCUGAAGAAAUAAUCACGAAGUAUAGUCACCAAAAUUGGUCCAAGUGUGAUCCCAAAGCGAAGGUUUUGACCUCGGAUCAGAAUCAACUUUUUUCGGUGGCACUGCAGUUUUAUUAACUUUGUUCAAUACAUCCAUUAAAUUAACAAGCAUUUCAUUAUCCCUAAAAAUAAAAAAAAAAAACAAAGCAUUAA